UUGAAGUACCCACCUAACUUCACCUUACUCACUUCACUCCGCAGCACCCGCUCUACUCCAUCAACUUACCCACCAAUUCAUUGCUUUACAUAUAAGAAGGAAAUCUACCUUUUUCAGGCCCUUACACUGCAAGCAAUCCUUCCAAUCUUUUGCUACUUGCCAACAAGUUUGAUGGCUGCCUUUGUACGAACAUUUAAAACGGAAGUUGUCUUCAUCGAAUAUCUCAUGCUUUCUUUUGGAGCAUUACCAAGUGUGAUAGAUCCUCUUAUCACGAUUUAUUUUGUUCCAUCCUACAGAAAAUGGCUUACGGAAAAGUACCACAAACGCUCAAUUCUAACUAAAGUACUAAGGCUAAGCACGAUCAAAAAUCCACAGAAUCCUGUACUCAAAGUUAGAGUGAUCAACGCACCCGCUACAAUCGCCCAACAUUAG
Haemonchus placei is the source of this 432-nucleotide messenger RNA. NCBI's taxonomy places the organism in Eukaryota, Metazoa, Nematoda, Chromadorea, Rhabditida, Trichostrongylidae. The record is from the annotation of a GenBank genome assembly.